Cooperia oncophora is the source of this 549-nucleotide messenger RNA. The record is from the annotation of a GenBank genome assembly. Lineage: Eukaryota; Metazoa; Nematoda; Chromadorea; Rhabditida; Trichostrongylidae.
AUGCCGUUGAGGAACAAUGCAUGGCUGAGUCAUUGGGAAGACGAACUUGAGAAGUACCUCGAGAAAUGUAAGGUCGAGUAUGUGCUCACAGAAAAGGAAUAUGCUAUGAAGACUGGUGAAAUCCUUAUGCAACCAAAAUUCGAGACAAUCUCUACGAUCAUCCUUGAGGAGCUGUGCAGACGUCAACCAGUCGCAAUAGACACCUAUGUGGAACCAGAUGAGGAGGAGACGGCGUUCAUCUUCUUCUCCUCUGGUACGACUGGACCCCCGAAAGCCAUUCGACACAACCACCGUACUUUGCUCGCCCAUCUUCGUCAGAUCAUAUCUGUACGUGCUGGGAACUCUGAGAAGUAUCCUUUUCCACUUGUGAAUGCAGACGAUCGUGUUCAUGGAGUAUUACCGUACUUUCACGCCGGCGGCCUAAUUACCGUAUUCUGCAUGCUUGUACAGGGCGCUACGGUGGUCGUCAAUAAAAAAUGGAAUGAAGAAGGAUUCCUCCAAGUACUGCAGGACUUCCAAGUGAGUUUUCGGAUCACUACAAUUUGUUGA